Dichomitus squalens LYAD-421 SS1 is the source of this 1239-nucleotide messenger RNA. RefSeq lists its product as uncharacterized. NCBI's taxonomy places the organism in Eukaryota, Fungi, Basidiomycota, Agaricomycetes, Polyporales, Polyporaceae. The record is from RefSeq and is a predicted model, not a curated record. The transcript has 5 exons. The coding region runs from base 1 to 1239 and encodes 412 amino acids.
AUGACUGUAAUGGACCAAGCGUUCCUGAAGGGGCUCAGCUGGACUGAUCUGAAGGCCGUGGCGAAGGUGAGCCAUCCUCAGGACGUUGUGGUUAAGCCGACACCGACGACUACCCCGCAGGAGAACGGCGUCAAGGCAAACCUCAAGAGAGAGACAAUGAUUGAAGAGUUGUUGAAGGUGCGCAAGCCAAGGCUCUUGGAGCUUGCAAAGCAGCGAGGCGAUACCCAGGCGAUCAAAAUCGAGAAGGUGAAGAGGAGGACGGUCGGCGGCGCCGCGACCCCAGGUCGCACUAGAACCGGGGAGGGAUCGAGGAAGGUCGCGCAGGCAGUCGAAGCCGGGAGUCCGACGAAGAGCAAGUCAAAGGCAAAGGCCAAGGCAAAGGUGACGGCCACGAUCACCGCGGAGGCUUCCGAGGAGCUCCGCCCUCUCGAUAAGGCGCGGGCGAGGCUCCGCGCGCAGAGGGCGAACGAAGAGAAGGAGAAGGAGAAUAAUGUAGCGUCGAACAAGGAAGACGUUGUUGGCCCUAGCGGUCGCCAAGGCAUGGAGGCUCUCGGUGGCGUGUCCGUGGAGUCAACGGAUCCAGCGACCAUCCCCGUCUCUCCAGCCCAAGACACUGCUAAGGAGCUAGAGCCAGUUCGCGAGGAUACCGACAUGAACGCGAACGCCUCGGGGUACCACUUGAGGUCGCAAGCCGGGAGAUCCAAGCGAGUAUUAGUCCCUAUGGGUGAGCCUUCAGUUGCCAUCAAGACGAAGCGCACCACUCGCGACCAGAGUCGCGCGAUCCUCGACGAUCGGCGGGUCGGCUUGCUCUCGCCCGACCCGAGUGACCAGAGGCCGGUCUUCAGCCGUCCCACUCCCACGAAGCCCACGGACACUACAGAAAGCUCUUCCAUUGGCGGCGCGGACGGCGCGGGAAGGAACGACUUUUCGCGUUCGGGACUUGCACUCGGCAAUGGCGACAUGCAAGCGUCCGCAGAGAACUCGAAGGAAGACGAAGGUGAAGAGGCAGACCUGGCGGAGGAGGAAGAGGUCUAUGAGAUGACGUCGAUGGAUAACAUUGUCAUUGGGCUGGAGGAUGACGAUAAUUCGGUCAGGGCCGUCGAAGACAAACAAGCUAUUGGCAAGGGCAAGAGGAAGGCCGAGACCGAGGAGUCUCCCGUUACGCUCGUUGAAUCGCCUAAGGUUGCGAAGCGCCGCCGAACGAGCUUUGCGCCCUGGCUGUUCACUGCCAUGCCUUAG